Messenger RNA from Syzygium oleosum, 2291 nucleotides. Its product is annotated as protein PIN-LIKES 3-like. Gene Ontology annotation, biological process: endoplasmic reticulum to cytosol auxin transport. Gene Ontology annotation, cellular component: membrane. The record is from RefSeq and is a predicted model, not a curated record. Bases 628 to 1884 code for a protein of 418 amino acids. NCBI's taxonomy places the organism in Eukaryota, Viridiplantae, Streptophyta, Magnoliopsida, Myrtales, Myrtaceae. The transcript is spliced from 10 exons.
GUUGUUGCAUAUGGAGUUUCAGAGCAUCUUCUUCCUUUUGAGAUUAUCUUCUGUUGAAGCUGAUAAAAAGUAGAGGAGCCAUUAUCUCUUGCUCAUGAUGGAGCUAAGUAAUAUAAGUUAUUGAAUGAUUAGACGAAAAGAGAUUUUUUCUUCUGGGUCUUUGUUUUUGCUCUAGAAAGUAUGCAAUUCAAAGUUUUCUUCUGGGUUUUUUUAUGGGAUUGUCUUGCCGAUGCUGAUAUUUCAUAUUAAUUCAGUUGACAAAGCAGAACCUUUUUCUUCCAUAUCUUUGUCCAUUUUUGAGAACCUUUAGUGUGAGUCACUUGCAUAUACUCUUUUGGUUUUGUGUUCAGGCUGUCAUGCUUAUAUAUUUAAUAUGAACUCAUCCACUGAAGACAAGUUAAACCACGAGCGGUUCUUCGCACAGCAAAAAUAGAAACCUGAAGAUUUCUUUUUGGUCGGCCCUUUUUCAGCCUCUUUCACAGUAGAUGGCUUCUGAUCUGAUUAUUGUUGUUUGAUGAUAAGUUGGGUCAUGUGACAGCAUAUACACCUUCUUUGCUCUCUGUUCUGUGCAAGAGUGGCGGAGCAUUGAACUUGGAUUCCUGAAGGAAUUUUUUCCCAAGAAAAAAGAUGGGAUUUCUAGAUCUUUUGAUAAUUGCUUCGAUGCCAGUUUUGAAAACGCUCCUUGUGACUGCACUGGGAUUAUAUCUUGCUCUUGAGAGUGUUGAUGUAAUGGGGGAGAGCGCAAGGAAGCAAUUGAAUAGAGUUGGAUAUUUCGUGUUCAGUCCGGCACUAGUUGGCAGCACCCUGGCCAGGACAGUUACUUCGGAGAACACUGUCCAAUUGUGGUUCAUGCCAGUCAAUAUCCUGAUUACGUUUAUCAUUGGAUCUGCACUAGGGUGGAUACUGGUGAAAUUCACUCGGGCACCGCAGCAUGUGAAAGGCCUUAUAUUGGGUUGCUGCGCAGCUGGAAAUUUGGGACAUUUGCCUCUGAUUAUCAUCCCAGCACUAUGCAAAGAGCAAGGCAGUCCAUUUGGAGUGCCUGAUGUUUGCCUUAAAUAUGGGAUGGCUUAUGCUUCAAUUACUAUGGCGGUGGGAGCUGUUUACUUGUGGUCUUAUGUUUUUAACAUUGUACGGGUGUCCGCAAGUAAUAUAACAAGAGAAGAGGAGAAGAUAGACGAAUCGGUGAAAGAUACAGAAUCUACAACAGAUACGAGUAUGUUAGUCCAAGAGUGCCCUGAAGCACUUGUUCCAUCAACCAAGUGCACCUCUACGGAUGACUUGGAUGAAUUGACGCUUCCUUUGGUAAAGCCCGAGGGGAAUAGCCAGGUCUCAACUUGGGGCAAAAUAAAGCAAUGCUUAACAAAGAUCUCAAAGAAUAUCGAUCUCCAGACAUUGUUGGUACCAUCAACUAUUGCAGCGAUUGUUGGAUUUAUUGUGGGUGUUGUUCCACGCAUCAGAGGUUUACUGAUUGGCACUGGCGCUCCCUUAAGGGUCAUAGAAGACUCUGCUUCUUUACUGGGGGAUGCAGCCAUCCCUGCUGUUACCUUGAUUAUGGGAGGAAAUCUUCUCAGAGGAUUGAGGGGUUCGGGCGUUCAGCUAUCUCUGAUUGCUGGAGUUGUAGCGGUUCGGUACAUCUUACUUCCUCUCGUUGGGAUUGUUAUUGUGAAAGGCGCACUGUACUUUGGUCUGGUGCAUAAAGAUCCACUAUAUCUGUUCGUUCUCCUUCUACACUAUGCCCUUCCUCCGGCGACAAACAUAGGCACGAUGACCCAGUUGUUUGGAGCAGGUGAGAGCGAGUGUUCUAUUGUGAUGCUGUGGACGUACGCCCUGGCUUCGGUUGCACUAACAGUUUGGUCAACCAUCUUCAUGUGGGUAGUAGCUUGACUUUCUUUCGGCUUAACUUUCUUCAUGGAGGGUGGAUGCAUUUUUCCACGUGUUCGAGAUUGAUUCAGCGACAAAUGUGGGAAAUAGGGCGUCUCUGCUUUCGCGCAUUGACCACAACACUCAUCAUCAUUCUUUCUUGGCGGCAAUUGUGCACGGCCAAGUUAUACCGCCGGAGAUUUGGUCGUUCCCUGUCGGCAAACAGCAUUGGGAUGUACUUUUAUUCAGCUUAUCAGCCUGAUUUUGCAUUUUGGCAGGAGUCUGCUUGCAGUGAUAGUACUUGUUCACGAUGUGAGUGAAUAAGUACAUUACUCAUGCUACUUUCACCUCCACAUCUUAUUCCUUAUAUCUAGGCACUGGUUAUAUUCAUGAUUCUUUGAAAUAAGGAUGGUAUGGUAGGACCUUAGUUU